Messenger RNA from Babesia ovata, 2025 nucleotides. RefSeq names its product DNA mismatch repair protein. The transcript has 7 exons. Lineage: Eukaryota; Apicomplexa; Aconoidasida; Piroplasmida; Babesiidae. Gene Ontology annotation, cellular component: MutSalpha complex; nucleus. Gene Ontology annotation, biological process: mismatch repair; mitotic recombination. Gene Ontology annotation, molecular function: mismatched DNA binding; ATP-dependent DNA damage sensor activity; ATP binding. The record is from RefSeq and is a predicted model, not a curated record. Bases 1 to 2025 code for a protein of 674 amino acids.
AUGAAGAUCAAAAGCAACCUGGAAUAUCUGCUCGUGGAGGAGGAUCACGUCAGGAAUCACGUCAAACUACUCUCAAUGCAGCUGGCUAUGAAGGCACUUUUAGGUAUAUUCGAUACGUUUGACAUUGCGAAGCAACCGGCGUGCAAGCACAAAUUUCAUUUGGACGAAUACAAAGUCGAAAAAUACAUGUCAAUGGACAGAGCAGCAUUCGCAUCGCUUUCCAUAUUGCCCAGCAAUUCUAAUUAUAUGGGCGAAUCAAACACCACAACGUUGUUCGGAUUACUAAACAAAUGCAGGACGAUCAUUGGAACUCGGAGGCUGAGGAUGUGGGUAUCCCAACCCCUAACGGAUGCGCAAGAAAUUCGCAAAAGGCACGACUGUGUCGAGGCCUUCAAGGCUAACUUGUAUAAAACAAUACAGGCUGAAUGCUUGCGGAAAGUACCCGACCUCGAUGCAAUCGUUAUGAAGCUCAGGGCAAUAGACAGCGGUGGCGAUGCCGAUGGUAAAAUCAGGAGCACAAUCACAUUUGAAAACCUUGUGCGUCUUUAUGACUGUGUCAUUGCUGUGAACAGGAUGGUGCAAUUUGUGCUUGUUCCUUAUGACGGAAUACACUCCGAGACUAUUAAACAUAUGUUUACCGAACCGUUGUUGAAUAUAUCGUCGCUAUUCGAAACAUAUUUACGAUUGGUGGAAAAGACGGUCGACCUGAAGGAAGCCGAAAAGAGAAAUUACGUCAUCAACCGCAACUUCGAUAAUAAGCUAGUGCAAAUCGGUGGGAAGGUAGACAAAAUAAGGGCUGAUAUGGAGGCUCUAAGGGAAUCAUUUGAGGAUGAAAUUUUCUACCGUUCUAACAAAGGCCGGAAGGGGAAUAACCUCAAACUGGUGGAGUGCAGCAACAUGGGGUACCUCUUUAGGGUCUCCAAAAAAGACCAAACACUUCUUCAGGAGUCUGAACGCCUAAGUGGGUCAAUAGAAAAGGUCAGGCUGAAUAAAAACGAAUUCCUUUUCACCACACCACAUCUCCGUCAACUGUGCACAAAAUUUAACAACGCACACAACGACUAUGAAAACGCUCAAGCGGCCUUGGUGAAUAAGGCAUUUAAGGUCGCAGCUACGUAUUGGAUCCUGGUUGAACGGUUUGCAGAUGUGAUUGCAACCAUGGAUAUUCUAGCGGGGUUCGCUGAAGUAGCUGCGACUUUGAAUUAUGUCAGACCCGAGAUAGAUAUGGAAAAUGUCGAGAUUAACCUUGUUGCAGCGCGGCACCCGCUCGUAGAGUGUGGACUUUCAACACGGGUCUUUGUGCCCAACGAUCUCGUCAUGAAAAGAGACACGUCCAGGGUCCACAUUACCACUGGGCCCAACAUGGGUGGCAAGUCCACAUAUAUAAGACAGGUUGGGGUCAUAGCUGUCAUGAAUCAAAUCGGCUCUUUUGUACCGUGCACCAAAGCAAAGCUGCCGAUAUUCAAACACGUCCUCUGCAGAGUUGGGGCAUCCGACAUUCAGUUACGGGGGGUUUCAACCUUUCUAGCCGAAAUGGUAGAGGCGGCUGCCAUUUUGAAAACAGCCGACGAGCACUCGUUGGCCAUUAUUGAUGAGUUGGGCAGAGGCACUUCGACGUAUGAUGGCUUCGGUCUAGCGUGGGCGAUCAUAGUAGACCUCAUCCAGGGAUCCAAGUGCUUCUGUUUGUGUGCUACGCACUUCCACGAAAUGGGCGACCUAGUAAAAGAGCACCAAGGUGUAAAGAACAAAUUCGUAAAUGCCAAGUACUUAGAAAACGUGAAGCAAAUGGUUUUUCUUUACGAAAUCAAUGACGGAAUAUGUACGGACUCAUGUAAUUUGAAGUUCACAUUAAUUAGGCAUCUAAUGCAGGUUAUCGCAAACGCGCAGAAGAAACUCAACGAACUCGAGGAAGUCAACAGGUCUGAAGACUGGGCUGCACUACAACCACUUUUGAGUUCGAAGUCAUUCGAUGAAUUCAAAAGUAAAUUGCAUGAUUUAUGCACUAGCAUGAAGCCAGACAUGUAA